Molecule: messenger RNA, 789 nt
Organism: Endocarpon pusillum Z07020
Lineage: Eukaryota; Fungi; Ascomycota; Eurotiomycetes; Verrucariales; Verrucariaceae
Exons: 2
Coding region: 1-789 (262 amino acids)
Source: RefSeq, a predicted model, not a curated record
AUGAACGCAACCAGCAUGUGCCUGUGUCGACUGGUACAAACCAUAACCCGCAAUCAGAAUCUCAACACCCGUGGGCAGAUGUGUGAAGCCUUGGAAGCACAUGCAGGCUGGUUAAACGACAACGUCAACGUGAGCGAUGGAGCAAUCUUUCUAGUGGGGCUUGCUGGAGCGUUGAGCGACCGCACAGACAUUGAAGGGCCCCGUCAUGCGUUAGACGUCAUCAAGAAUCUUGAAAGACUACCUUCUGAUGCGCAGGAUGACGAAACAACGACCUACUGGGGCUGUAACAGGCAGACAUCCGACUCGCAAAAUGGCAUAGACUUUUCGAACUCUCCCAGACUGGACACCGAUAUCAUUUCCCACGAUGACUUUGACGGCAAGCACUCGGUGCUAGGAUUCCUCGAACUCCCGAACACGGUUGGCGCAGGAGAAACGACUCAUACCGGUAUACUAGUCAACACGAUGUCCUCCCAGGAACAACAAGCAGCUCAAAUGUGCAACAAGAGCUCGACUAAAGCAUCUAGUUCGGCAAAGAUGGCUUCCACAACCACGGAAGAUAGUGGGUUUCAGAAGCGACCACUUGGACGUAAAGACAUCUGGGAUCUGGUUGAAGAACUGUGUCAGCGUCUAGACAAGAACGAUCCGCUCCGAAGGGAAGCCGAAGAGGAAAUCCGGCUAAAACGUACAACAAAGAGGCAGAAAAACGCUCGUCAGAAUCGGAAGAGAAGAGCAGGAGCCAGGAAGGGAAUCCAAGAUAGUGAAACAGUGAUGAACAACACAGCAUUGUAG